Molecule: messenger RNA, 2687 nt
Organism: Rubroshorea leprosula
Lineage: Eukaryota; Viridiplantae; Streptophyta; Magnoliopsida; Malvales; Dipterocarpaceae
Source: the annotation of a GenBank genome assembly
CCUACAUCCAAUCACCAUAUUUUUAAUUUUAAAACCCCAAAGCAAGUUAAUUACCAAAAAGGAGUGUGCUUUAAGCUAAUUGUCACAGUGGUUUUGUGUUUUUUUUGUAGACCCAGUUUUUUGUUACUGUGUCUGCAUCUGUAUCUGUGUUAUGUUUGGCAUUUUGUUUUGGCAUUUGCUUGUUUGGUUCUUUCAUUUUCUUUUGUGGGUUUGAAGAUUGGGAAGGGAAGAGAAAGGGUGUGGGGGUGGGGAAGGAGAUAAUGGUAGUGGAAACGUGACUUUCAAGAGAAGAGCAGAGCAGAGCUGGAAACCAGCAACAAAGCUACGUGGAAUUUGUGGGGAUCAACCAGGAGAUAUAGAAAUUGGACUCAAGUUUCUCAGAUCUCUAGGAUCUCAAUUUCAGGAGUUGGAAAGGUGAUUUAGCAUCUGGGUUUUUCUAAGAAGUGGAAUAUCGAAAGGAGGUGCCUUUUUGGGUAAUGGUGGGUGUGGUUCAUGUGGUUAUGAGUCUAACAGACACGUUUUUGCUUGGGUAGAGAUUGCUUCAUCUUCAUGUGAGGAUGGCUGGUUAUGGUGAUGUUCAGAAGUGGGGACUGGCGGUGCAGAGAAAGUAAAGUUGAGUGAGCUGUGAGAGAGAGAGAGACAGAGAGGAGAGAGUAUAGAGAGUAUGGAAUUAAAGAGUUCCAUACUGUUUAAACUGGGGUUUUUGGUUUUGGCAUUAAUGAGGAUUGCUUCUGCUACUCUCUCUCCUUCUGGUGUAAACUAUGAAGUUCAAGCUUUAAUGGCUAUUAAAGGUAAUCUACACGAUCCAUAUAAUGUUCUGGAGAAUUGGGACAGCAAUUCUGUGGAUCCUUGUAGCUGGAGGAUGGUUACUUGCACUUCAGAUGGCUAUGUUUAUGCUUUGGGGCUUCCAAGUCAGAGCUUAUCUGGGACCUUGUCUCCAAUGAUUGGAAACCUUACUAAUUUACAGACAGUCUUGCUGCAGAAUAAUGCCAUUUCAGGUCCUAUUCCAGAAACAAUUGGGAAGUUGGAGAACCUUAAGACACUCGAUCUCUCCAACAACACAUUCAGUGGUGAAAUACCUUCCUCCUUGGGGGAUCUCAAAAACCUUAACUAUUUGCGGUUAAACAACAACAGUCUCACAGGACCCUGCCCUGAAUCACUCUCAAAUAUUGAGGGUCUCACUCUUGUGGACCUUUCAUAUAACAACCUUAGGGGUUCCCUGCCAAAAAUAUCUGCAAGGACAUUCAAAGUUCUUGGGAACCCUUUAAUUUGUGGCCCUAAAGGCAACAACUGUGCUGCAGUCUUUCCGGAACCAAUUUCUCUUCCACCAGAUGGUCUAAAAGGGAACUCUGGCACAAAAAGCCAUCAAAUGGUUGUUGCUUUUGCUGCGAGCUUUGGUGCUGCAUUUUUUGUGAUACUUGUUAUUGGGUUGUUUGUUUGGUGGCGAUAUAGACACAACCAGCAAAUUUUCUUUGAUGUCAAUGAGCAAUAUGACCCAGAGGUUCGCUUGGGCCAUUUGAAGAGGUAUUCAUUUAAGGAGCUUAGGGCUGCAACGGAUCAUUUCAGCUCAAAGAAUAUUUUAGGGCGAGGUGGAUUUGGGAUUGUUUACAAGGGAUGCUUGAAUGAUGGGAAUCUGGUGGCUGUCAAAAGGCUGAAGGACUAUAAUAUUGCUGGUGGUGAAAUCCAGUUUCAGACUGAAGUAGAGACGAUAAGUUUGGCUGUCCAUCGAAAUCUGCUACGGCUCCGUGGGUUCUGCUCAACUGAGAAUGAAAGACUUCUGGUUUACCCUUAUAUGCCAAAUGGAAGUGUGGCAUCUAGACUACGAGAUUACAUUCAUGGGCGGCCUGCUUUAGACUGGGCAAGGAGAAAGAGGAUAGCCUUGGGUACAGCUAGAGGACUACUUUAUUUGCAUGAGCAAUGUGACCCCAAAAUUAUCCACCGUGAUGUCAAAGCAGCCAACAUUUUGUUGGAUGGAGACUUUGAGGCUGUUGUUGGAGAUUUUGGGUUGGCAAAGCUUCUAGACCACAGAGAUUCUCAUGUUACCACAGCAGUGCGUGGAACUGUUGGCCACAUUGCUCCUGAGUACUUGUCAACUGGCCAGUCAUCUGAAAAGACUGAUGUCUUUGGAUUUGGUAUCCUGCUUCUUGAGCUAAUCACAGGUCAGAAGGCCUUAGAUUUUGGACGAGGAGCAAACCAGAAGGGUGUAAUGCUUGAUUGGGUAAAGAAGCUCCAUCAGGAAGGCAAACUGAGCCUGUUAUUGGACAAGGAUCUCAAGGGAAAUUUUGACGGAAUUGAGUUGGAAGAAAUGGUACGUGUCGCUCUUUUAUGCACACAAUUCAACCCUUCUCACCGGCCUAAAAUGUCAGAAGUAUUAAGGAUGUUAGAAGGUGAUGGUUUAGCUGAGAGAUGGGAGGCAUCACAGAAGGUUGAGAUCCAAAGGUUCCGACCAUGGGAAAACCCUCCUCAAAGAUACUCAGAUUUUAUAGAAGAAUCCUCACUUGUGGUAGAAGCAAUGGAGCUCUCUGGCCCUAGGUAACAAACUCUCAACCAAGUUUCUUAGCUUUGAAAUGCAAAAGCAUUUGAUUGGUGUUGAUAGUUGUUGAGUGCUUGUAUUCAUCUUGUAAAAAGGAAAUAUCAAAAUCUUGUAUAAACAUCUUGGUCUUAAUGGAAUUAGUUCAAAGUUGAUU